Cryptosporidium muris RN66 is the source of this 2949-nucleotide messenger RNA. Its product is annotated as diacylglycerol kinase catalytic domain-containing family protein. Lineage: Eukaryota; Apicomplexa; Conoidasida; Eucoccidiorida; Cryptosporidiidae. The coding region runs from base 1 to 2949 and encodes 982 amino acids. The record is from RefSeq and is a predicted model, not a curated record. The transcript has a single exon. Gene Ontology annotation, molecular function: ATP-dependent diacylglycerol kinase activity.
AUGACUAGUUAUGUAGGAGAUAACUAUGAACUUCCUUUAUUUAUGCAUAUCUUGGACUUUAUUGUACCUAUUCGAGAAUUAUUCAAUGUGACGAAGAUUGCAAUGCUAAGUGUGAGAUCUCAUGUAAUACUACUUACAGCCAAACACUGGUUCCUCUUAUCUUGUGUAUUGUUUAUUGUUUGUUUUGGAAUAAUUUUUGGACUUUUUUAUAUACAAAGUAACCAUGAAUAUAGUAUUCUCAGACAUAUUAAACUAAAGCAUCACUGGAUAUUAUAUGAAACUUCUAGUCAUCCAAGGUAUUGUACAUACUGCUGUGGAAUGAUUAGAAGGCAGUUUCUAUGGAUGGAAAGAUAUAGAGGAUGGGAAUGUUGUAUUUGCAAAAGAAUAUCUCAUACUCACUGUUUAAUGGCUUCAGAUUCUAGUUUUUGUAAGGAGACAAGUACAUUAGAUAAAAAAUACUUAACUAUAGAUAAUUUAACAUCUAACAAUGAUGAUGACUUAACAGCUGAAGAAGAAGAUAAUUUAAGUGGUAAUAAUUCAAAUCUUAUAGAAGAUGAUAAAGAAUCUUUAGAUCUAUUGCAUACUUUAAUUCCAGGGAAUUUACAAUCAGGGGCAUUAUGCUCGGUAUGUAGAACUGUUUGUUUUUCUCCUUUUGGAUUAUUUGGUAAAAGAUGUAUUUGGUGUAAUAGAACAUUUCACGAUGACUGUAUAAUAUUAUGUGGUAUUGAUGAAAAUGUAUGCGAUCUUGGGAGACUAAAAUCAAUAAUACUAGCUCCUAAUUCAUUUCAUAUUGAAAUGAGAAGAUUUCCAAAGAUCCACAGCCAGUCAAGUAGUCCAAGGUCAAAGUUAGAUAUUAGAAAUAGAAAUACUUCAAAAACUUGUGUACCUAGUCCAAGAGAUGAAGUCAAGGGUUUAAAAGUUAAAAUUAAGGAUUAUACUUCGGAUAAGAAUUUAUCUAAACACACUCAGCGUAGAAGGAUAUCAGAUUUAAUUCAAAUAUUUCCUCAAUUCAAUAUAUAUGAAAGAAAAAUGGUUCUUAAUGAUAGAUUUUUUCAUAGACCGAUAGGCAAACCAUUGUUAGUCUUUGUAAAUACCAAAUCUGGAGGUCAUGUUGGAAUACAGCUUAUUCGGGAUUUAUACUUAUAUUUAAAUCCUUUGCAGAUAGUAGAUUUACUACAAUCUAAAGGACCUGAUGAGGCACUAAAUAUGUUUAAGCCUUUAGCUCAACUUAAUAGACUUUUAAUUUUGGUUUGUGGUGGAGAUGGGACAGUUCGAUGGAUAUUAGACCGUUGUCGUGUAAUUUAUGGUAGUGAGGUGGAUAUGUUACCUCCUGUUGCAAUUCUUCCAUUGGGAACUGGAAACGACUUGAGCCGUAUUUUAGGUUGGGGAGUAAGUUUUGAUGGAAAUAUUUUACAAGUACUGAAGAAAAUUUGUAUAGCAACUGUUAAAAAUUUGGAUGUAUGGACUUGUUCAGCAUGGGAUAUUGUAAAAAGUGAUAAUGAAGUUGAUCCUUUUAAAUGUACAGAAUAUAAAACAGACCCAAAUAAAAUUGAAAAAAAUAUGCUAGAUAUGACAAAUUCAAGGCUUUUGUACUCUUCUACUUUUUUUAAUUAUUUGGAUAUAGGAAUUGCAGCUAGAAUUGCUUUGAAAUUCCACAAUUUAAGGGAGAAAUAUCCUCAACAUUUUAGGAGUAGACUUGGAAAUCAACUAGUUUACGGUGAGGUUGGAUUGAGAGACUUUUUGGCAGAUAAAAAUAUUCAAUUAAAUGGAAUUAAAAUAUGGUGUGAUGGAAAUCCUGUAUGUAUUGCUGAUGAGAUAAACUCUACUUAUACAAACUCUAACGAUCUUUCUCAAUUCAAUUCUUCCAAAUCCCUUUCUCCUAUAUGUCUUAAUACUCAAAAUUUAUCAAAAUUAAAAUAUUUUGGUUUUUCCCCAGAAAAAUGGACAAUAAUGAAAAUUAUUUUUUUAUUUUUGGAACCAUCUUGUACAUUCAAGUUGAUAAAGAAUACUUUUUCCAAGUUUUUAGGUUACAAAGUUCCUUUAAUUAUUAAUGAAAAUAAUAUGUCAAAUAAUAAUGAACAAUUAGUAUAUGGCAGUUCUCCAAAAGACUUUAAAUUAGAGGGCCUUAUUAUAUGCAAUAUUCCCAGCUUUGCAGGGGGUAUAAAAUUAUGGAAACUGCCAAAAGAAUAUGGAAUACUUAAAGAUUAUCAAGAAGCAAAAAUUAGGAAACCUCUUAGGAGAACUGUUACAUCUAUUGGAAAUAAGCUUAAUAAUACCAUUUAUGAUCGUUCAUUAUCUUUAUCUAUUGAAAAAUUAAGUAACUUUGUAGAUCUAGAUGACUUAGAUGAUGAUCCAAUGCAAGAUAACAACUUUUCUUCAAGCAGUGAUCCUGAACCUUUUCCAAAUGAACGGUAUGCAACAGUGGAUACUUUUAAAAGAUGGUUUGGUUCUAUAUUUAAAGGUAAUAGUAAUAUAAAUACAUCUAGAAUAUCUAAAUCACUUGAAUACAAUAGUUAUCCAUUUCCUUUAUCAGUUAGCAGUAGCUCUCAAGACAAUAGUACUGAUCAGAAAAGUAGCUUUAAACAUCAGAAAAUUGAUGAUGGGCUUAUUGAGGUUUGUGGAGUUAGAUCAAUACUACACUUAACUCAACUGCAAGUUGGUCUUGCAGAGCCUAUAAAACUAUGUCAAGGAAAACAGAUAGUUGUUGAGAUUCCUAGACCCGUUCCUUUCCAAGUUGAUGGAGAACCAAGAAUUAUUGAGAAGUGUCGUUUGGUAGUUGAAUAUUCAGGACUCACACCUGUUUUAUGCCCUGAACAUUCCGAAAAAGCAAUAACUCUUCCUAUAAGAAACGCCUUAGAUUUGGCAGUUGAUAAGCAAGUGAUUACAGAUGAACAAAAACGUUGGAUAACACGGCAGAUUGUACGUGAAAGUAAAAUUCUUAUUUCCUAA